GGAAUCAGUGAUGGGCCUUCUGUUAGUGCAUUAACCAAUGGAUUUGACACUCCAGAAGAAAGGUACCAGAAACUUAAGAAGCAUUCCAUGGACUUUUUGCUUUUUCAGUUUGGCCUUUGCACUUUUAAAUACGAUCACACAGAAGAAAAGUAUAUAAUGAAGUCAUUCAAUUUCUAUAUUUUUCCAAAACCCUUUAACAGAAGUUCACCUGAUGUCAAGUUUGUCUGUCAGAGUUCAAGCAUAGAUUUUUUAGCAAACCAAGGAUUUGAUUUUAAUAAGGUUUUUCGCAACGGAAUUCCAUAUUUAAACCAGGAAGAAGAAAGGCAGCUGAGGGAACAGUACGAUGAGAAACGUUCUCAAGCCAAUGGUGCAGGAUCUCUGUCAUUCAUGUCUCCCAAUUCCACCAAGUGUCCUGUAACAAUUCCUGAAGAUCAGAAAAAAUUUAUUGAGAAAGUAGUGGAACAGAUAGAAGACUUACUAAAGAAUGAAGAAAGUGAAAGUUUGGAACUGGAGCCUUGUACAGGAUUUCAAAGGAAAUUAAUUUAUCAGACCUUGAGCUGGAAGUAUCCCAAAGGGAUCCAUGUUGAAACCCUGGAGUCAGAUAAGAAAGAGAGAUAUAUUGUUGUUAGUAAGGUAGACGAGGAGGAGCGGAAGAGAAGAGAGCAGCAGAAACAAGCAAAGGAACAGGAGGAAUUGAAUGAUGCAGUAGGAUUUUCCAGAGUUGUUCAUGCCAUUGCUAAUUCUGGCAAACUUGUUAUUGGGCACAAUAUGCUGCUGGAUGUUAUGCAUACCAUACACCAGUUCUACUGUCCUCUGCCUGAUGACCUGAGUGAGUUCAAGGAAGUGACAUCCUGUGUCUUUCCCCGGUUAUUGGAUACCAAACUGAUGGCAAGUACACAGCCUUUUAAGGAGAUCAUUAAUAAUACAUCACUAGCAGAACUGGAAAAGCGUUUGAAAGAGGUUCCAUUCAGCCCUCCUAAAGUUGAAAGUGCUGAAGGGUUUCCAAGUUAUGACACAGCUGCAGAACAGCUCCACGAAGCAGGAUAUGAUGCUUACAUCACUGGACUCUGCUUCAUCUCCAUGGCUAAUUUCCUAGGUUCAUUCCUCAGCCCCCCGAGAAACCAUGUGUCAGCUAGAUCAGAACUCAUCGAACCCUUUUUUAACAAGCUGUUUCUGAUGAGAGUGAUGGACAUUCCCUAUCUCAAUUUGGAAGGACCAGACUUGCAGCCAAAACGAGACCAUGUUCUUCAUGUUACUUUUCCCAAAGAGUGGAAGACUAGUGACCUUUACCAGCUUUUCAGUGCCUUUGGUAACAUUCAGGUUUCGUGGAUUGAUGAUACAUCAGCAUUUGUAUCCCUGAGCCAGCCAGAGCAAGUGCAGAUAGCUGUAAACACCAGCAAGUAUGCUGAAAGUUAUAAGAUCCAGACAUAUGCAGAAUAUGUUGAGAAAAAACAUGAAGACAAACAGGCAAAGAGAAAAUGUACAGAAGAUAGUUGGAAGGAGAUGGAGAGAAAGAGGUUAAAAACUCAGUGCACAUCUUAUGUUUCCCAGAGUCGAUACUACUGUGUUAACAGUUUUACAGGUACCAGCACAGUGGGAAAGAGAAGCAUGAGUCCCAUUGAGGAAGAAACUGGUUCUGAUGACAUGGAGGAAGGAGAAGGCCAAGAUCCAGAAUAUGAUCAGACAGACUCCUGUGCAGAGUCUCUUCCAGAUCGUAAGAAGAGAGCCAAAAAGUUGAAAAAGAUGAAGACAGAAGAAGUUCCAGCAGGAAGCCUCACAACUAGCUCCUCUGGAAUUUUUGAAGUCCCUGAAACAUGGUAGGAAACAACUGCCUUAACAACUGAAGUUGGUUGAAAGCAGUUGAGAGAACCCACCUCUUGGAAGCCAUACUUUAUUGAAAUAAAGUGGUGUUAACAAAGCAGUUUGUGUCCUGAAAAAUCAGUUUAAUUACUUUAAACUGUUUCUCGAACAAUCACUGUUGAUUUUACUUGUUGUGUAUAUUAACUAGUAGAAGACUCGUUGCUCCUGUGAAAUCCUUCCCUUGCUGUUGUAACUGAUGUUAGAGUUAAGCAAGACUAAAUGUCCUCGGUCACCUCCUUUGGCUGUGAGCUGUGCAGGCAGAACUGGCACUCCAUGACUUUCUGUGCUCGAGGGGAGUGAGCACACCUCUCCCAAGGUUUAGCUGUUUUCCAGGCAGUGUCACUUUGCUGUCAGCAGUCUGCACACAGGUAGAACUGCAGUUCCACACGUUGCUUUCUACCAGUUACCUUACCUGGAUAUACUGUUCUGUUUUCUCUUCUGUAUCCUCCACCCCCUGUACAGCCACUGUUCCUCUACAUACCAACUUCACACAUCCCUUACCCUUCAAAAAACUCUUACUUAAAAGUUUCUCAGACUAAUUUCCUGGUGGGAGAAAGUUUUCCUUUGUUUUCACAUCUGUUGCUGUUUUCUCUUCUAAGUCCUGAUGUGUUUCUUGCCUCCUCCUUCCCCAGCUCGUGGGGCUUUUGUAAAAUGUUUUUUGGUACCUGUGAUAAACCUGCUAACUGCACCAGCCCCUUAUUUGUUUAAAAAAAGGAUUUGCAUUGGUAGAUUUCAGAAAAUGUUUGAUAUUUAACUUUUUUGUAUCAUGGAAAUAAAACCAAAAUAUGUAUUUCCAUAAAAUGAAAAUUAAAGACAUUUUCUUAGGAA
Molecule: messenger RNA, 2688 nt
Organism: Acanthisitta chloris (rifleman)
Lineage: Eukaryota; Metazoa; Chordata; Aves; Passeriformes; Acanthisittidae
Gene: PARN
Product: poly(A)-specific ribonuclease
Exons: 22
Coding region: 88-1821 (577 amino acids)
Biological process (GO): nuclear-transcribed mRNA poly(A) tail shortening
Cellular component (GO): cytoplasm; nucleus
Molecular function (GO): metal ion binding; poly(A)-specific ribonuclease activity; RNA binding
Source: RefSeq, a predicted model, not a curated record